CACAACUCCUCACCAACAUCGAACCAGCUAUUUACAUUGAUAUCAGUUUGACAGCUGCGCCUAUUGUUAUCCAACUCAUUAUUACUCGUGUCCAUAUUGACAUCUCGCAGCUAGCAAUACAGCGAUAUAUAACAUCUUUCAAUGCGUGUCUAACCAACAACAUAUCUGCGCGCAUUCUCCACUGCGAAGACUGUUGCAAUGGACCCUUCAACCCCUACACGCGGCCACCCUGCGGCCUCUAGCUACGGCGAUGAGCCACCCGCUUACUACGGCGAGUCACUGUACGAAGCGAGUAUUUCACCCACAGCACAGCAUGAUAACACGGCGUCAAUGAGGCUGUUGCCGACUACGCAUGAAGAUGUCGAUGGUAGCGAUUUGGGGACCAAUGCCGCCCGCUUCCGUAUGGGUCAGGCUUCGGUAACGAGGAAAUCUGCAAACCCGUCCCCGACGCGAUAUGCUGCCUUUCGUCAGCGUCAAAACUCAACCGCACAAAUGCCCCUUCCAGGUUCAAGGCCUGGUUCUAGUAUGGGUAAUGCGCCGUCAAUUCCUCCCCUGACAAUGUCGAUGGAAUCGCCGCAAUAUACUUCUCGACCAGGGUCGCCAACAAGGCCAUGGACGCCAUCUCGAAGCUCAAUCAAACAUGGAGCGUCUUCAUCUAUAUCGGGGAUGGCCUAUGAGCCGGCAGACCUUAAUGGCAGCCCGCGACCCGGCACACCAAGUUCACAAUACGGAGGCAGUCCACGACGACCGUUACCGCCUGCUCCUCUUUUCGCUGGAUCUGCGGUUGGAUCUGCUGACGCGAGUAUUGAUAUUGGCGACACGCGGUCUUCAGAAGACCCCUUUGGCGGAGAUGGGCGAAUAAUCGGCUCGCGCCCAUCGUACGACUCGUUUCGUAGCGAAUCUACCAUGGUCACUGAUGAAAAAGACGGCAUGGAGAAGAUUGAUCUGGAUGAUCGUGUCGGAGAUACCGACAUGCUUGUCGAUCCGCAUAUACAUUACGGCCCUGCACCCGAAGGCAAACAGAGCCGUCGAGGCGUGCGGCCGGCGCAGAUGUCAAAGAAGGAAGUGCAUCUGAUCAACGGUGAGCUUGUGCUAGAGUGUAAAAUUCCGACGAUUCUUCAUAGCUUUCUGCCGCGUCGUGAUGAGCGAGAGUUCACGCAUAUGCGGUAUACAGCCGUCACUUGUGAUCCUGAUGAGUUUAAAGAGCGUGGCUAUAAACUGCGUCAGAAUAUUGGCAGCACAAUGCGAGAAACAGAGCUUUUGAUUUGUGUGACUAUGUACAACGAAAACGAGGAAUUGUUUACUCGGACUAUGCACGGUAUUAUGCGUAACAUUAGCCAUUUCUGUUCACGCACAAAGUCGCGGACAUGGGGCAAGGACGGAUGGCAGAAAAUUGUCGUGUGUAUUAUCUCCGAUGGCCGUGAGAAAGUCCACAAACGAACUCUUGACGCCUUGGCUGCUAUGGGAGUGUAUCAAGCCGGUAUUGCCAAAAACAUCGUCAACCAGAAGGAAGUCACAGCGCAUGUCUACGAAUACACGACUCAAGUCUCGCUCGACUCGGACAUGAAAUUCAAAGGCGCCGAAAAGGGCAUUGUGCCGUGUCAGGUCAUCUUCUGCUUGAAAGAACAGAACCAGAAGAAACUCAAUUCCCACCGCUGGCUAUUCAAUGCCUUUGGUCGUGUUCUCGACCCAAAUGUUUGCAUUCUUCUAGACGUCGGAACCCAGCCUGCUCCUACCGCUCUUUACCACCUCUGGAAAGCAUUCGAUCAAGACUCGAACGUUGCCGGUGCCGCUGGUGAGAUUAUCGCAGGAAAGGGGAAAAAUUACAUGGGAUUGUUGAAUCCACUAGUCGCAUCUCAAAACUUCGAGUACAAGAUGUCCAACAUUUUAGACAAGCCGCUGGAAUCAGUAUUUGGAUAUAUCUCUGUGCUUCCCGGUGCCUUGAGUGCAUACCGAUACUAUGCUUUACAAAACAGCCCUGAUGGACACGGACCGCUGAGUCAGUACUUCAAGGGCGAAACCUUACAAGGCAAAGACGCGGAUAUUUUCACCGCGAAUAUGUACUUGGCCGAAGAUCGUAUUCUGUGCUGGGAGUUAGUGGCCAAGAAAGGAGAAAGAUGGGUGUUGAAAUUUGUCAAGAGCGCUGUUGGUGAGACAGACGUACCAGAUUCGGUUCCGGAGUUCAUUUCGCAGCGUCGAAGAUGGCUGAAUGGUGCCAUGUUUGCGUGCGUCUAUUCCUUGGUGAAUUUCAGGCAGAUAUGGGAGACGGAUCACACGUUGACGCGGAAGAUACUGCUACACAUCGAAUUUGUGUAUCAGUUUUUUCAGCUGUUGUUUACAUACUUUGGCCUGGCAAAUUUCUAUUUAGCCUUCUACUUUAUCGCAGGGUCACUCACAAACGAAGAUCUUGAUCCCUUUGGGCAUAACAUGGGCAAAUAUAUCUUCUACGUCCUGCGUUAUGCAUGCGUUCUGCUUAUUGCGCUGCAAUUUAUUCUUUCAAUGGGAAAUAGACCGCAAGGUGCGAGAAAGAUGUUCAUAUUUGGAAUCGUCGUCUACGGCAUUAUCAUGGCGUAUACAUCAUUUGCAACAGCAUACCUCGUUGUCACCAAACUCAAAGGCAGUGGCUUGAACCUCGCCGCAAACGACUUCUCAAACAUCAUCGUCUCGCUCAUGUCCACCGUGGGUCUAUACAUCUUCAUGUCCCUAGUCUACCUCGACCCUUGGCACCUGAUCACCUCCUCCGGCCAAUACUUCAUGAUGCUCCCCAGCUACAUCUGCACACUCCAAAUCUACGCCUUGUGCAACACACACGACGUAACCUGGGGCACAAAGGGCGACAACGUGCACCACAUGGACCUCGGCGCUGCGCAAGGUCUCGGAGGGUCUAAGGUCGUCAUGGAGAUGCCUACCGAACAACUCGAUAUCGACAGCGGCUACGACGAAGCCCUCCGCAACCUCCGCGACCGCGUCGAGGAACCAGUCCCCGGCCCCUCCGACAGCCAAAUGCAGGAAGACUACUAUCGUGCCGUCCGAACAUACAUGGUCUCGAUCUGGAUGGUCGCCAAUGUGAUCCUGGCCAUGGCGGUGUCCGAAGCAUACGGGACUGCCUCUGGCGCUAACAACAUCUACCUUUCCAUCAUCCUCUGGUCUGUCGCCGGCCUCGCCCUCUUCCGUGCUCUCGGCUCAACGACGUUCGCGAUCCUGAACCUCGUUCACAAAAUCGCCGAGGGACGGAUGAAGUUCCAGGCGGGCUCGUUAAGCUCAAAGGGGAGUUCGAGGGGUGGAAGCAGCAUAGUUGGAUCGAGUCAUUAUGGUGGGAAUGCGAGUGUGGGCGAUUGGUUUGCGGAGAGGGGCUGGGAUGUGAAACGAAAGGCUGCCAAGCUUAUGUUUUGGAGGAAGUAGUCAUUUCUCUUGUCAAUUUUUAUAUUAUUGUAGUGGUUUUAACCAUUUUGUUUGGCGUUUGGUUGGAACUGUAUGAAUCUGGUUUGAUACGAAUAUAAUGGUACGACUUUACAUUUACG
Messenger RNA from Talaromyces proteolyticus, 3521 nucleotides. RefSeq names its product chitin synthase B. The record is from RefSeq and is a predicted model, not a curated record. The transcript is spliced from 5 exons. Gene Ontology annotation, cellular component: cell periphery; cell septum. The coding region runs from base 199 to 3402 and encodes 1067 amino acids. NCBI's taxonomy places the organism in Eukaryota, Fungi, Ascomycota, Eurotiomycetes, Eurotiales, Trichocomaceae. Gene Ontology annotation, molecular function: chitin synthase activity.